Molecule: messenger RNA, 657 nt
Organism: Fomitopsis serialis
Lineage: Eukaryota; Fungi; Basidiomycota; Agaricomycetes; Polyporales; Fomitopsidaceae
Exons: 4
Source: RefSeq, a predicted model, not a curated record
GGGCGCUUUCUGCAAUUCAUACACAAACACGCUACUUGCACGCUACAUAGGCAUUGUUUUCGGCGCCCACCACACUCAACCGUCCGACCGGUAUACUUUGGUAGUGGCACUCACCGCGCAUUCUGCCUCAAUGAAUUCAGCUCAAAUGGACGGUGGUAGGAUUUCAUCUGGUUCCCACCAAGCACGCCAUGGCAUACAAGAAUGCAACUUUUGUCUGAAAAGCAGGACUGAAGUCGGAAGGCUGUUCGCCUGCUCGAGCUGCAAGCUGGCUCUAUACUGCAGCCCUGAAUGCCAGAAGGCCGGCUGGAGCUACCACAAGCACGUCUGCAAAUCCAUCAAGGAGGAGCGCUCCCAGCUCAAAGAAAUGGACAAGAUGUUCCUCUCCGCAGGGGCCGAGACACAGGCGUUCCAGGCGCCCAACUCCGGCGCCCCUCUGCCGUCCGUCAUCAUGGACGAGUUCUGCGCGUUCGCGGAGAAGUUCAAGCUGCCGCUCAUGGAGGCGGGGUACAACGGGAUGCGCGUCGCGAGCGACCCGUCGUUCUCGGGGCACGCGAUGCUCCUCGUCAUGCUCGACCACCACCCCGCGCGCGCACAGUCGUCGCGCAUGUGGGCCCGCUUCCGGGUGCUCUACACGAAGCCGAUGACGUUCGACGCGCU